AUAGUGCUCUAAAAUAUGACAAAGACUCAUAGUGCCUCAAGAUUUUUAUUGUUAUUAAUAUUUAUUAAUACAGUUAGAUGUGAUGUGAUUGCAAAAAAUUCCAAUAUCCAAGUAAAGGAACAUAAUAAUUCGGAUGAGUUCAUCGAAUCUGUUGUUACAACAAUGUCUGUAAGUAAGGCAAUAGCCAGUUUAGAGGAUAACGGUUAUGGGAAAUUACUUGAAAACUUAUGGAAUGUAAGAAACAUAUCAGAUAUCGAUACAGAACGAGAAAUAAGAAGUAUAAAAAAGAAUAAUCAACAAUUACAAUGCUUAUUCUGUAUAGGAAAUACGAACUCAAAAAAGGGCAAAAUAUGUUAUCAGGAAGAUCUGCAACAGACAGUAAAUUGUCGAAAAGGAGAGGAAUGUUUCACUGAGCUACACCCACAAUACAUUAAGAGGGGCUGUGUGUCCCGAAACAGGUUAAACAGGACAUUUAUAUGCAAAUGUCCACUUUGUAAUGAUAAGGCUUUUGAUGACGUCGACGCCUACGAAUACAAGACGAUAAGAGAUUGGGAAUAUGAUAACAUACGACUACGAACUGCAGUUAUUGGACUGGAUCUCAUAUGCAAAGUUUGUGAAACGAAAGGUGUUAACCAAACUCAAGAUACUCGUAAAUCUUGUAGGCAAGGGACAGGGAUUCAGUCUUUGGUGUGUCGGCGUAAUCAAAUUUGUUAUACAAAUAUAAAUAAAGAAAUAGACUUUGUGUCGAGAGGCUGUAUAUCUAAACCGGCAUUUAACUCCUUUUAUUACUUUUGUAAUGUACAUAGAUGUAACAAAGUACCAUUUCAACAUAAAGAAGAAUUAUUUCAACCGCGAGAUAUGAAAACCUCUAGAAAAAAAAUGGUAUCUCGCGCAAUUAAGAUUUUCUUCAAGGAAAUAAAUCUCACGCUAUCCUUUAUAUUUUUUUUUUCAAAAAUGUAUAUAACGUUGACAAUUACUGACACCACAACAAUUCUGUCAUCAGAAUAAUCAAAAUAUCCCCAAGUUAAUGUAUUCAAAAAUAAACUAUCCGUAAAUUAACCUAUAAAUAGGUUUCAAAAUAUGAUGAUGAUAAAAUAUAUAUUUAUCAUAUUUGUUUCUACUCAUUGCGAAGAAGAACAAUACAGGAAAACUUUGCCAUUUUCUGAAUUUCGCCGUCAAGUUGAAGGUUCAUUCGAAGACGCAAAAGACACAAGUACAAGUGACGCAAAUAUUGUAUCAUUUUUCGUGAAAAAUGUUAAGGAGAUAUUAUUCGACAAUGAAAUGAAAUUAGAUGGUGAUUCAAUUGAAAUGCAAUCGGAAGUUAACACCGAAGCAGUUUCAAAUUCUCCUAAUGUUUCUUAUUUGCAAAUCCUAAAUAUGAAUCUCAGCCGGCAACCAACUAAGCACAAUAAAACUGUUCCUGUGGACAUCGUGAAAGAUAGAUUACUUAAUUCAACUAAAGAUGCAGAGAUUAUCGAGAAAACGGCUCGAGAGAAGAAUGUACAAAUGACUUUUAUUAAAAAUUCGGUUUUACCUACUUAUCCAACAAUUACGCCUACGGAAUAUACUGGCCCUCCAAAACGAUCGUGCAUUAAAUGUGAUAAUACUAUAUUAGAAGAUUGUGUUAAUCCCGUAAAUAAAGUGGUUCCUACAAUAACUUGUGAUCGUCAGCAAGAUUUGUGCUAUUCCCAACAUACACCUUUUGGAUUGGUUGAUCGCGGGUGCUUCAAUGUAAAUCACAACAUUACUACUUAUGUGUGUUCAUGUAACCUCUGUAAUUAUUUAGCUAUAUCGGGGUUGUCGGUAAUAUUUUCAACAAAACAAGACUGGAAGGAUAAUGUCAUAGAGAUGUCAAGAACGAAACGCUUCAGACGUACAAUUCUUAAGAAAAUGUCUUGCUUGAAGUGUGAAGUGAAAAUGUCCACGAAGACUGGUGAUGAUGUGGAUCGUGUGAAUUGCUUGGAAGGAAACAUGUACAGAAUUCAAGAGUGCAAGGAAAAUGAGAUUUGUGCAGUAAGAGCAAGAAGGAGUGAAGGCUAUCUUUGGCGGGGAUGUGCCACGAAGCCUCUUUUUAAUUAUUGGUUUGGUCUUUGUGAUACUGACAUAUGUAAUCAUGAUAAAUUAAUAUCAAUUUUUGAUAUUUAGAUUAUUUUUAUAAGAUUUUCAUUUCACGA
Molecule: messenger RNA, 2174 nt
Organism: Leptidea sinapis
Lineage: Eukaryota; Metazoa; Arthropoda; Insecta; Lepidoptera; Pieridae
Exons: 5
Coding region: 1081-2145 (354 amino acids)
Source: RefSeq, a predicted model, not a curated record